UAUUCAAACCCCCAGAUCUUUUAUGUUCUCUUGCACACACAUAAACACACUCGUACAGCGCUCUCUGUCUUUCUGCACUCCCCUCAGCUGAACUAACACUUUCAUCUUAGUUCGCCGGAUCAUUUAGGAUGGUGUCUCCUGCUAUCGCUCUGGCCUUCCUCCCCCUCCUGCUGACACUUCUCAUCAGGUACCGUUACUACUUUGUGCUCUUCUAUCGGGCGGUCCUGGUCAGGAUAUGGAAGGACUGUGUUACCGGUCUGAGCAGAGAGGAGCGAGUCUUCCAGUAUGUUCUCACUCAUGCCACCCCUGGAGACCCUGACAGCAUCCUGGAUGCUUUCGAUGACUGGUGCAGCAAGGUGGAGUACAUCAGCAACAUCGGGCCUAAAAAAGGGAAGAUCCUGGACCGGCUGCUGAUGGAGCAGAGCCCUCUCACAGUGCUGGAGCUGGGGGCCCACUGUGGGUACAGCACUGUACGGAUCGCCCGAGCUCUUCCCCUGGGUGCAAGGCUCUACAGCUUAGAGAUGGACCAGAGGAAUGCUGCCAUCACUGAGAAAGUCAUCCGCCUGGCAGGUUUUGAUGAUGACACGGUGGAACUCAUUGUCGAUCCAUCUGAUGAGGUUAUCCCUCGGCUGCGUUCUGAAUAUGGUUUGGAAAGGCUGGAUUUUGUCUUCAUGGAUCACUGGAAGAAAUGCUAUGCUCCAGAUUUACAGAUGCUGGAGGGCUCUGGCCUUCUGGGUAAAGGGACCAUGAUUGUUGCUGACAAUGUGUUGUUCCCCGGGGCUCCAAAGUUUCUGAGACACAUUCGCAAGAGCGGUCUGUACAAAUGGAAGGUCCACCGGGCCACGCUGGAGUACAGCAAAGGCAUCAGAGACGGGAUGGCCGAGCUGGUGUAUGAGGGUAUCAAGUAGAUCCUGCCAGCUGGGGUAUCACAUUAUAUGAAACCGGUUCCGAUUUCAGAAGUGACAAGGGAUGAAUUAAUCAUGUUCAAACUACUUUUUUUUUUUUUUUAAAGCAAACUUUGAAAAAGUGUUCCCUGAAAAGUUCCAUUAAUGUAUUCUCCAUUUGCACUUGAUCCAACUCAUAGAACUGCAUGAUUGUAUUUGACUGUCACACAAUACUGAUCUCAAUGAAGAAACAAGAUCCACAUGUUUAGUCCUUUUUGUUCGUUUGAUUUUUGUUGUUCCUCACAAUCCCUGUCAUGGGAUUGUUACACAUA
Messenger RNA from Labrus mixtus (cuckoo wrasse), 1216 nucleotides. It is a transcript of the gene tomt, whose product is annotated as transmembrane O-methyltransferase. Lineage: Eukaryota; Metazoa; Chordata; Actinopteri; Labriformes; Labridae. The transcript has 5 exons. Bases 129 to 908 code for a protein of 259 amino acids. Gene Ontology annotation, biological process: dopamine metabolic process; developmental process; catecholamine catabolic process. The record is from RefSeq and is a predicted model, not a curated record. Gene Ontology annotation, molecular function: catechol O-methyltransferase activity.